CCCGCCACCGCCUGCCGCCGCCGCCACCAGCUUCCCACCCGCCCGGCUCCUCAGGCCGCCUCCGCCUCCGCUGCGCUGCGUUGCGCUGCCUGCGCCCAGGGCUCGGGAGGGGGCCGCGGAGGAGCCGCCCCCCGCGCCCAGCCCCCGCCCGCCGCGCCCCGGCCCGCGCCAUGGGGCUCUGGCUGCCGCCGCCCCCGGCGCCACCAGGCUAGGGCGAUGCGGGCGCCCCCGGCUCGCGGCCCCCGUGGGCACCAUGGGCCCCCUGCUCCGCCGCCUGCUGCUCGCGGCGCUCCUGCAGCUGGCCCCCGCCCAGGCGCCUGUCUCCCAGCCUGAUGCCCCUGGCCACCAGAAGAAAGUGGUGUCAUGGAUAGAUGUGUAUGCUCGUGCCACCUGCCAGCCAAGGGAGGUGGUUGUGCCCCUAACUCUGGAGCUCAUGGGCACCGUGGCCAAACAACUGGUGCCCAGCUGUGUGACUGUGCAGCGCUGUGGUGGCUGCUGCCCUGACGAUGGCCUGGAGUGCGUGCCUACUGGGCAGCACCAAGUCCGAAUGCAGAUUCUCAUGAUCCGGUAUCCAAGCAGCCAGCUGGGGGAAAUGUCCCUGGAAGAACACAGCCAGUGUGAAUGCAGACCAAAAAAAAGAGAGAGUGCUGUGAAGCCUGACAGGGCUGACACUCCCCACCACCGUCCCCAGCCCCGCUCUGUUUCGGGCUGGGACUCUGCCCCUGGAGCACCCUCCCAAGCUGACAUCACCCAUCCCACUCCAGCCCCAGGCCCCUCUGCCCACGCUGUACCCAGCGCCACCAGCGCCCUGACCCCAGGACCUGCCGCUGCCGCUGCCGACGCCGCAGCUUCCUCCGUUGCCAAGGGCGGGGCUUAGAGCUCAACCCAGACACCUGCAGGUGCCGGAAGCUGCGAAAGUGACACAUUACUUUUCAGAUUCAGCGGGGCCUCUUGCCUCACAGGCCACACCCCAGAGGGGGAUUAGAGGGUGGCCUGGUGAGAACAGUCCAGCCCCCUAAGACCUCAGCCCAGGCAGAAGCUGCUCCAGGAUCUGGGCCUCUCAGAGGGCUUUCUGGCCAUCUCUUGUCUCUGCAAGGCUGCCAUCAACAUGGUGGGCAGAGUUGGAGAAGACUUAGAGGCAGCAAGAGGGGUCGUGUACCAACUUGGAAGAGAAUGGGGUCCUGUCUCAGUGUUUAACCACCCUGUGCAAGUGAGCAUCUUACAACUGGUCCUUCCCUGCCCUUACUAAGAAGACCCUGAUCCUCUGCAAAUGAUGGGAAUUGGGCUUUGGUAUGAGAACUGUGACCCUCAAUCCUGAUAAAAGAGAUGGAAGGAGCUGUC
This is a messenger RNA of Molossus molossus (Pallas's mastiff bat), 1341 nucleotides long. It is a transcript of the gene VEGFB, whose product is annotated as vascular endothelial growth factor B. Gene Ontology annotation, molecular function: growth factor activity; vascular endothelial growth factor receptor 1 binding; chemoattractant activity. Lineage: Eukaryota; Metazoa; Chordata; Mammalia; Chiroptera; Molossidae. Gene Ontology annotation, biological process: vascular endothelial growth factor signaling pathway; positive regulation of endothelial cell proliferation; positive regulation of mast cell chemotaxis. The coding region runs from base 254 to 877 and encodes 207 amino acids. The record is from RefSeq and is a predicted model, not a curated record. The transcript is spliced from 7 exons. Gene Ontology annotation, cellular component: membrane.